ACCAAGCAUACAGGACUUUCGCACACCGCACCGUGACGAGAAGGAAAUUUCGCUUUAUCCAGAGGGAAAUAAAGAGUAAAAUGAUGGAUCUACACCCCGACGCGAUAGUCCACGGAGUCUGGGCUUAUACAAUGUUGUGAAAUUUAGUUCAGAACGAGUCUCUCUCCCGAAUUUUGGCGAGUUUUAAAUUGGGAAUGUGGGCUUCACACUGACCGUGGAAUAAAACUGAGCGGCUGGCGGGCCGUGGUGAAGCGGAUUUUUGCCUAAUCGAAAAGACAGAAUGAUCCUGACUCAAAUUGAGGCCAAAGAGGCGUGUACCUGGCUGAGAGCUGCUGGUUUCCCGCAGUAUGCCCAGCUCUAUGAAGUGGGCCAGUUCCCCAUUGAGAUCAGCUCCGUUACCAGGGACCAUGAUUUCCUGGAUGCAGAUGCCAUUGAAGCUCUGUGCAGGAGACUGAACACACUCAAUAAAUGUGCUUUGAUGCGACUGGAUAUCACCCCUCAGAGGAAAAGAAGCGAAGACUCUGAUGAAGAUGAACCGUGUGCAAUCAGCGGUCGCUGGACCUUUCAGCGGGACAGCAAGCGUUGGUCUCGUCUGGACGAGGUGGACGUCUUCUCCCUGCCCGGUAACGGCGUCUCUGCGGGCGAUGACUGUCUGGCGGGCGGUUUGCGGGAGGGCGUGAGCGCCGACAGCGUACUGACCGACCUGAGCGAACAGCCUGAGGUCAGUUCCCUCCACAGCGUCGGCAGCGGCGGCCAGGGCAAAGGGACCACUCCCAGUGCUCCCAACACCAUGCCUUCCAGUCCCGCCACCACGGCGGCCGCCACCCGCGCCAGCUCGGUGGCCAGCGUCUGCUCCUCGGGAACGUCGGGCGCCAACGAGGACUCCCUCUCUGACGGCCUCCCGUCGCCGCUGGAGAGAGGCAGCUUCUCCUUUGAGGCCAAGUCCUGCCCGGGCGGCGGCGGAGGAGGGAAGGGCACGCGGUCUCGAGCGAAGAGCUUCCUCAAACGCAUGGAGAGUCUGCGUCGGCGCAGCAGCAGCAGCACGUCCAAGCGCAAGAAGAAGCUGGGGGGAGGACAGGGACGGCUGGAGAUCAGCGGACCCGUCCCCAAAGAAGGUCUGGACGAUGAGAAGCUACGCAGACUGAACUGCGUGGACAUCGCCGCGCCGGAGCGCGAUAAUACCAGCGCCAGUCGCAACCGCAGCGUGUCCUACUCCACACAGACCAGCAGCGGCAGUGCAGGCAGCAGCCAGUCGGAGGCCAGCAGCGGCAGUGCCAUGAGCACCCCCAGCCCGGUCACGCGGGCACGCAGCCACAGCACUGCCGCCGGGUCCAGCAAACGCGUCGGCAUGUACCUGGAGGGCUUCGAUCCUUUUAGCCUGGUCCUGCAGCCGGCCCAAGAUCAGAACCAGGACCAUCAUAACCAGGGUCAAAGGUUUAAUUCAGGUCAGCCAGAGAAAGGCAUUCACGGCAUAGCCGAACAAAACCGCCGCAACUGCAAGAAAUCUUCCCGCUCUGAGGACGACGAGCGUGUAAAAGAGGAGGAAGAGGGCGGUGUGAUUUUCUUCUACCUGCCAGAGGACCACAAGCCUGGAACCUUCCCCAAAGCUCUAGCUGAUGGUGGGCUCUGUCGCCGUGGCGUUAGUCGCCGCCCACCCCGCCAAGGUUCGUCCACCUCACUGGACAGCCGGCUCAGUUUCUAUGACAACGUGCCCUACACGGGUCUUGGAGAGGAAGAGGAUGAUGAGGAAGAGGAGGAACCAAAACUGGAGGAGGUUCUGGAACGUGUGAGUGGCCUGCAGCGACUGGUCAAUGCUUGGGCAGAGACAGGUGCUGAGGAAGAGGAAGAGGAAGAGGAAGAUGAGGAAGGGGAUUCAGAUUCUGCACUGGACUCAGCCUCACCGUGUCCGUCCUCACCACUCCAGAACCACCUGGAGGAGACGGAAAACGGCAGUGACCAGGACAGCACAGGGAACCCGUUAGGGGAACAUGAUGACACACUCCAGGCACGAGAGAGACGAGAUUCGGGUGUGGGAGCCUCGCUCACCCGUUCCAACAGGCCUCAGAGACUGCGCUGGCCCAGUUUCCUGAGCUCCCACAGAGCCAGUUUGGCAUCCACUCUGCUGCAGGUCGACUGUCAGUCAGUGCUGCAGAUGAACUUACUGCAGAAAUACAGUCUGCUGAAACUCACCGCCCUCCUGGAGAAACACACACCGACCAACAAACACGGCUUCAGCUGGGCGGUGCCAAAGUUUAUGAAGCGGAUGAAGGUGCGGGACUAUAAAGACAGGAGUGUGUUUGGAGUGCCUCUGCAGAUGAUUGUGCAGCGGACAGGACAGCCCCUCCCCCAGAGCAUACAGCAGGCCAUGAGAUACCUCCGCAGUCAGUGCCUGGAUCAGGUGGGAUUGUUCCGGAAAUCGGGGGUGAAGUCUCGUAUCCAAGCGCUGCGGCAGAUGAAUGAGUCGUGCGGUGCUGAUGGGGGCGGGAUCAGUUACGAGGGCCAGUCGGCGUAUGACGUGGCCGACAUGCUGAAACAGUACUUCAGAGACCUGCCUGAGCCUUUACUGACCAGCAAACUGUCUGACACAUUCCUACAGAUCUACCAAUACAUGCCGAAGGAGCUGCGUUUGCAGGCCGUGCGAGCAGCUGUGCUCCUGCUGCCAGACGAGAACAGGGAGGCGUUGCAGACUCUCCUUUGCUUCCUCAGCGACGUGACGGCCAACGUAGCGGAGAACCAGAUGACCUGCACCAACCUGGCCGUCUGCCUCGCCCCUUCACUGUUCCACCUGAACACGCUGCGCAGAGAGAGCUCCUCACCCAGGGUGAUGAACAGGAAGAAUACUCAGGGCAAGCCGGAUCAGCGGGACCUGAGCGAAAACCUUGCUGCUACUCACGGUCUUGCCCAUAUGAUUCAGGAGUGCAGAAAACUCUUCCAGAUCCCUGAGGAGAUGUCACGCUGCCGUAAUUCAUACGUGGAGCAGGGCCUGACCCCGGUGCGGAUGGAGGACCUGAUUGAGAGCAGGGGGGCACAGGGCUACAGGGCCCUCCUGAGGGACAGCCUAGAUGCUUUGCUCAAAGAGGCCAAGGACAAGUUCAGAGGCUACGAUAGCUUGUCCACUCCAGAACCUGCCGAACUGGCCUACAAAAAGGUGCAUGACGGCUCUCCGUUGCGGUUGUGGAAGGUGUCAGUGGAGGUGCCUGCCGCAGCAGAGGAGGUGCUGACCCGGGUUCUGAGAGAACAGGUCCGCUGGGACGAGGACCUGCUGGAAUGCAGGGUGGUAGAGACACUGGAUGAAAACACGGAGGUUUACCAGUAUGUCCGCAAUACCAUGGCACCUCACCCCCCGCGAGACCACCUGGUGCUCCGGACGUGGACGACAGACUUGCCCAAAGGAGCGUGUGCGCUGGUAUGCACCUCUGUGGAUCAGGAGGGCGCAGCCACGCUGGGCGUCCGGGCAAACAUUCUCACAUCCCGCUACUUCAUCGAGCCCUGUGGCCCCACGAAGUCUAGACUCACACACGUCUCCAGAAUCGACUGCAGGGGUCAUUUCCCUGAGUGGUACAAUAAGCUUUAUGGGCAUCUAAGUGCCGCUGAGGUCGUGAGGAUACGAGACUCAUUCAUCUGCCAGUUGGACAAAUGAAAACACACACGAGAACAUACAAACUGUAAACACACACGUGAACACACAAACCGUAAAUGUGACCUUCAGAGGCUCCUGAGUGACUCUCUCACUCCCAGUGUUGAUAAGGAGGAGAAACACAAUGAAGAUUACACUACAACAGUAUGACCCCCUGUGGCCUGGCCCGAGGACCACUGGGGGCAUUGGGGCGGGGCUGGGAUGGGGGCGUGGGGAGGGGCGGGGCUGGGGCAGGGCAAUGAUUGCCAGACACAGUUUCCCCUGCCAGCACAGCUAUGUUUGAUUGACAGGUUAAAAAAACAAAAACCAAAAGUAGGCUGUGACUGGAGGGGAUGUUAUGUUCUCUGCACCAUUAUGACAUCACCGCCAAUGAUGCAACGCCAUGUGAUGUCAUGACAUGCUCCAUCAUUCGCUGUGACAUCACAGAGCGGCUCAAGGCAAUGGGAGGGGUGCUAUUGCUUCUGGGAAGCAAGAAGAUUUAUAAGUGUGUGUAUGAUUGUGUGUGUAAUGUGAGGUAUAGUAUUUUAUGUACAGGGAGUGAUGUACAGUGUGUUUGAAUUCUGAGAAAAGGUGACAUAUGACACAUAUUCCAUGCACUGCCUCUGGAAUACAGUGUAUAUACCUACAGCUUUCCAUGUUAAGUGUGUGUGUGUGUGUGUGUGUGUGUGUGUGUGUGUGAAUGUCACAGUGUUAGACUGUUACACACAGCUAUGUCAGUGUCAAUAUGGUCAUUACACUUCUAUAUUCGCCAUAUGUGUUAAUCCCAGUUAGUGGAGGGUGAAUGGCUGGAUGGACAGGUGUGGAUUUCAGUCAGGUCAGGCUGAAGCUGAAGAGUAAAUCACUUGUGUAUGUGUGACAGUUCAGAGGGCUCUGCUUAGAGAAGAAUCUCAAAUGGAAACCAGUGUUGUGACGGACCAAAUGUUGUGUGGAGACUGCAGGCCUGGAGGAAGAGACACUGGUCAGAAAGAGGGCUGAUUCUCACUGAUUUGUAUAGUCAUACUCUAAAUGGCCACGUUCAGCAGACAUCUCUUAUCUAAGGCUUUUCAUGACCUGUUUGAUGAUCUGAUAAAAGCCCUGGCGGUCUUUUCUGUCAUCCGUCGAGUCCUGGAAUUGAGAGGCCACAGCGGAAGAGGGGUGUCUGAGAGAGGGAGACCAGAGGGAGAGACAGCCCACUUUUGAAAGGGGCCUUUUGAGGAGGUGUGCUGUUAUGGUGAGGAGUUCUUACCGAGGUGACUGUCUUCAGUUCUCUGUGUUAUGUCAGUCAGAGGAGGAUAGAGAAUGUUUAUGGAAAGGUGAAAAAAACAACAACAACAACAACGAAUGUUUCUGUCUCAUUUUUGUUUGUCAGUGUUACCUGAAAUGAAGUAAAAGGUUUAACUAGUAUACCGGCAAAGUGCGCUCUGAUUUACAGUCACUAAUGGCCCUGAGAGCCUUUUCCAUGUACAAAUUUAUAACUAAUUUACUCAGUAACGUGUUGCAUUGUAAACAUGUGUGUACAUUAAGCGUAUGCUGUCAGAAUAAGGAUAAUGCAUGAAAAUGACAGUUAAUUUAAGCAUUCACAUAUUUAUACCUCAGAUAUUCUUUUUU
Chanos chanos (milkfish) is the source of this 5224-nucleotide messenger RNA. It is a transcript of the gene dlc1, whose product is annotated as DLC1 Rho GTPase activating protein. Gene Ontology annotation, biological process: signal transduction; actin cytoskeleton organization; regulation of Rho protein signal transduction. NCBI's taxonomy places the organism in Eukaryota, Metazoa, Chordata, Actinopteri, Gonorynchiformes, Chanidae. The transcript has 14 exons. Gene Ontology annotation, cellular component: focal adhesion; membrane raft. Bases 281 to 3640 code for a protein of 1119 amino acids. Gene Ontology annotation, molecular function: GTPase activator activity; protein binding; lipid binding. The record is from RefSeq and is a predicted model, not a curated record.